ACGCACAGGGACUAUAUCCACUAAUGCACACUUCUGAGGGCUACACACACACACACACACACAAACACACACACACACACACACACACACACACACACAAACACACACACACACACACACACACACACACACACACACAAACACACACACACACACACACACACACACACACACACACACGUAAAGACCCGGACAGAGGACUAUGGGACCUGGUUUUACAUUGAGGAUAUCUUGACAGCUCACACACACACACACAGGUACACAGACGGACACACACAGACAUCUGUCCAGCUGAUUACGAUAUUCUGAGGAGAGUCAGUGAUUUAGACACCGGCAAUGACAUCAUGACCACAGGGCUGGAAGGUGAGGGAGGUGAGAAGUGGAGUCGCCGGAGUACAGUGUCUCUAGCUAAAGGGGAGCGCUUCUCUCCAGAUGUGGUGCUGGUGUUCAGUGGGGUGCACAGGUGCACAGGUGAGGGGGACGCUGAGCUGCAGGAGGCGCUGAGGACCCGACUGAGAGUCCUGGAGAGCAGCAGCCACGACAUCAGCAGCCUGUUUAAGGACCUCUCUGCCCGCUUGCUGUCUGUACAUGCUGAGGGAGACUGCUUCACUCUGACCUUCAAGACCGUGGAGGAGAUCUGGAAAUUCUCCACCUACCUCUCCUUAGGAUACGUGGCGAGGUGUUUGGAGAACUUCCUGUGUGAUCCAUCCUUCUGGUUGGACCCUGCGUUGCUAAGCGACGUGGAGAUCUGUGUGUCCCUCCAGGAGGAACACCUGGCAACCCUCUACUUGGGCCUUCUGCUGCAGGAGGGAGUGUUCUUUGCUAAGGCGGUGUGUGCGCUGGAGGCGGAUGGCGAUGACGAGCGUCUGGAGUGUGUGUGUGACGCGCUGCUGCUGGUCAGAGAUGUGGGGCAGGAGGACCUGUGGGAAGCCACCCUGCUGACCACCGGAGACCGCGGCCUCGUGCCCUCCACCAGCACACAGCCCCUACCCUACCCCUUCUACCAAUGGUUUCUAAGGAAGUACCCCUGCAGUGCCAAUGGACUCCCCUCAGACACGCCCCUCAGUCAACACCCAAUAGCGACGGGCACGGUGGUGGCAGUGGUGGACUACGAGCCUGUGGACGCUGACGAGCUGGCGCUACAGGAAGGGGAGGAGCUAGCGGUGCAGGGCUUCCUGCUUCAGGGGCUGGACCUCUUCGUGGGGCGGAGCCUAACCAGCGGCCUCACAGGAUUCGUCCAUAAAGAGCAUGUGAGACCAGGAGACCUGAAACCCACGAGUCCAGAGCUGCAGUUUAUGACUGAGGAGGAGAGAGAAGACCUCUAUCAGCUGGAGCCUGCGCUCACACACACACACACACACCUCCUGAAACAACUCAGUGCCUCAGACAUCCGCACUGUCUACAGAAUGGACAAACUGGAUGAAUCUGACUUCACAUACAUCAAAAGUACUCCUAAACCAGACCCUCAGGCCAGCUCCAUGCGGCAUGGUUUAGACUCCGCCCCACCGCGUCAGUCUGGGACUUGGCCCCGCCCCCACUCCCUCGCCGCCUCCCAGAGGUCUCUGGGGCGUUCCGUGCGGAGUGUGUGCGGCGUGGGCGAGUCCUUCAGCGCCAACGAGACCUUCAGGGAGGCGGAGCCUCUAGAGGACGACGCCCCUUCGUGGGAGGAGCUAUCGGAAUGGGAGGAGGAGUCAUGUGAGGAGCUGCUGAGGCUGCUGGACACGCCCACUUUACUGGAGGAGGAGGAGCUUAGCGAGGCUCCGCUGCGCUGGCUGCAGCGUGUGUGUGUGUGUGUGUGUGUGUGUGAGCAGGACAGCGCGUGUGUGUGUGUGUGUGAGCGCGUGCUCCUGCGCAGGCUGGAGUGUGUGCGCGAGGCGGCUAAGCAGCGCGGGUGUGUGUGGGCGCUGAGGAGAGUGUGUUUCCUGCUGGGCCGUGUGUGUGAGAGCGCCACCAGACUGUCCCAGGCGCGCGUCUACUACGAGGAGGCCGUGUGUGUGUGUGUGUCGGGCUUCAGCGACCCGCCGCUGCUCACGGCCCUCUACACACACCUGGGCGGGCUGUACCUGCACCUGAGGCAGCGCGAGAAGCUCACACACACACACACUCUCACGCGUGCCGCCGCCCUCCUCCUCACACAGCCACGCCCCCGCAUCAGCUCGGCCUAUCAGCUCAACAUGCUGCAGCCAAUCCUGUGCCAGGCCUUGUUGCUGGGGCAACGGGCGCUGGAGGGGCGUGUCUGCUUCCUGUGGGUGCGCAUGCUGCUGCAGCUGGGGCGCCAUGACGACGCGCUGCCCUUCCUGGAGCGGCUGCAGUUCCUGAUUGGCUCCCUCCGUGCAGGGGCGUGUCCAGGGGCGGGGCCAGACCUCAACUGGUUACUCAGCGUCCUGUAUCACCGCAGGUAUCAGCCUCACCUGGCUCUUGCAGCCCUCAGUUUGGACUCCGCCCCCUCCCGUGGAUUAGGCCACGCCCUCAUGCGACUGCACCUGCACUUGCGCAGCUCAGAGCGGCUGCAUGCCAGCGGCGUCCACACACACACACACACACACACACACACACACACACACUCCUCCAUCCCCACACAGGCGCUGGUGUAUCUGAAGCAGGCCUUGACCAUCGCCUCUCAAGAGGGACACCUGCAGGAGCAGAGAGAGCUGUGUAUCAGCCUGGCGUGGGUGUACCUUCAUCACGGGGUGCUGCAGGAGGCGGUUCUUAGCGCGGAGCAGGCCGUGGAGGCGGGGUCUCGUCUGGGGGAGGAGGAGGAGUUUGAGGCGCGCGCGCUCCACGGUUGGCUGCUGGUGUUAGUGGGCGGGGCUGAGAGUGCGAGGGCGGAGCUUACCCCCCUGCUGAUGUCACUGCAGGGUUCCGAUAGCCCCGCCUCCAAAGGCGUGGUCCACACCCUGCUGGCGCUCACGCUGCGUCGCCGUGGAAACGUGCGCCAGGCGGGAACUCAUCUGGUCGCCGCGCUGAGGCUCGCGCAGGAGAGUGGACACGCCCACAACCAGGCCGUUGCCCUUAGCAACCUGGGUUGCCUAGCGCUGGGGGCAGGUGCGGUGGGCGUCGCCGAGGGCUUCCUGAGGAGGUCGCUCCGCCUCUUCCAGCAGCUAGGGGGCGGGGCUGACCAGGAGCUCGUACAAUCGCUGCUGUGGAUGGGGAGGAGCUACAGCGGCAGUGGGCAGGGCCUCAAAGCUCAACUAGCCAAUGAGACGGCUCUGCUGAUCGCCAUCCACGCCAAGAAUAUACACAGUCAGAUGGUGGUUGCUAAGGUUCUGAGUCGUCACUAUGCUAAUCAGAUGCUCUAUGGUCAGAGCAUCAUCUACUACGAACAUUGUGUGGCGUUGGCACGGCAACUACGAGACAAGCGGUUGGAGGGAGAGUUUCUCGAGAUCCUGGGGAACCUCUACCUGUCAAUCAACACCCAACGGUCUUCUCUGAGGUCUCUUGACUGCACUAAACAGUCUCUGAGGAUCUGCAUUGAUUUGGGGAAGCGGCGGGAGGAGGCGGAAUCUUGGCUGCAUGCAGCGCGAAUAUACCACCUGCUGCAGGAGGAGGAGCUUACUGACAUGUACCUACAGGCAGCAGUAAGGACAGCUUUGAGAGUUGAGGACCCCAUCUUCGAUGCCAGUAUUUAUGAGGAGGCGGGAGACAUCUUUUACAAAGGACAUCGGCACCAGCUCAAAGCACUACCUUACUACAGGGACGGCAGUCUCCCGUUUGCGCGCAGUACUGGGGACCUGCAGUGUGAGUUCCGGCUGCUGAGUAAAGUGACCGAGCUGCUGAUGAGCCAAAACCAACACCAGGAGGCGCUGCAGUACGCUCUACUAGCCGUGCAGAACAGCGCAGCCACAGGGGUGCGUCUGCACGAGCGUGUGGCGUUCCAGCGUCUGGCGUGUGUGUACGAGGCGCUGGGCCAGUGGGAGCUGGCGGAGAACUACUUCCUGAAGUGUGUGUCCCUGGGCCCCGAGCUCACACACAGCAGCGACGCCCGCUACUACUGCACGCUCUACACACACCUCGCCCACAUCACACUCCACAAACUCAAGGACGCGUGGGAUGCCAUGGGCUACUACCAGCUGGCGUUGGCGGGCGCUCUGCAGGCGGGCGACGUGUCGUGUGUGUACGUCCUGCUGAUGAAGCUGGCAGAGCUGCACAACACACUCCUGCCCAACACACACCUGCACCAGCACUACACACACACCGCCCAGCACUACACACACACACCUCACACACCUCACACAGCUCACACAGCUCACACAGCUCACACACCACACACUACGUCCUGCUGAUGAAGCUGGCAGAGCUGCACAACACACACCUGCCCAACACACACCUGCACCAGCACUACACACACACCGCCCAACACUACACACACACACCUCACACACCUCACACACCUCACACACCUCACACACCUCACACAGCUCACACACCACACACUACGUCCUGCUGAUGAAGCUGGCAGAGCUGCACAACACACACCUGCCCAACACACACCUGCACCAGCACUACACACACACCGCCCAACACUACACACACACACCUGCACCAACACUACACACACACCGCCUAGCACUACACACACACACCUGCACCAACACUACACACACACCGCCCAACACUACACACACACCGCCCAACACUACACACACACCGCCCGCAACCUCUCACCUGCCCAACACACACACACACACCUCACACAGCUCACACAACACACACAGCUCAGGAGGACACACUCACACAGCACACAGUACAAGAUAGCUGAGGACACACACACACACACUCACAUUUACACACACACACACACACGACACACAAAUACACACCACACACCGCCAGCAGCCUCACAGUGUACCUGGAGGGACUCACACACACCCCACACACAUCUGACACACCACACACACUAAACACACUCUAUACCACACACACACACACACACACACACACACACACACACACACACACACUACAGACUUACAUUCAUAAAUAUAAUUUGUAUUAAUAGACAUUACAUGCAAAACUUGUAUGAUUAAAAACACAUUUCCUGAUGAUGUUUGGUUGCAAAUGGCCUCCUGUCACACAUUAAUUUUAUCCAUUCAAUGAUGUAUAUUUUGAAUAUUAUUUUUUAACUUAUUUUUUAAUAACCAAUGUACUUUGAUGGUGAUUGUUAUUUUAUGCUCUCUUAAUGCGCGCACACGUACACACACACACACACACAUACACUCUCUCAGAGCUCUCAGCUCUCAGACACACACACACACACACACACACACACACACACACACACACAUACACUCUCUCAGAGCUCUCAGACACACAGACACACACACACACACACACACACACACACACACACACACAUACACACACACACAUACACACAUACACUCUCUCAGAGCUCUCAGCUCUCAGACACACACACACACACACACACACUCUCUCAGAGUAAACAGAGGCCUUGUAUGGGUUCAAAUGAGCAGAGGCUGAAGAGUGUAAUGAGUGCUUUCACACAGUGUUGGAGACGUGUGCACUGUGAAGAGUCAGUGUGUGUGUGUGUGUGUGUGUGUGUGUGUGUGUGUGUGUGUGUGUGUGUGUGUGUGUGUUUCAGUGUGUGUGUGUGUGUGUGUGUGUGUGUGUUUGUUUCAGUGUGUGUGUUUGAAUAUCUGUGGCCAAACUUUCCCAACACUUUUGUCUUACAUGUUUUCUUCAUUUCUACACACUAUGCCUGUUUUAUUUAUUUUUCUUUUCAUGACAGUUGCCUUUCGUCCGUGUGUUUGUGCAUGCUUUUGAUAAACCAGUGUAGAUGAAUUGGUGUGUGUGUGUGUGUGUGUGUGUGUGUGUGUGUGUGUGUGUGUGUGUGUGUGUGUGUGUGUGUGUGUGUGUGUGUGUGUGUGUGUGUGUGUGUGUGUGUGUGUGGAGUACGUGGUGUGUGCUCCUUGCUUUUGUACAAAUAAACGCUCCUCAUACAGUC
Molecule: messenger RNA, 5965 nt
Organism: Sardina pilchardus (European sardine)
Lineage: Eukaryota; Metazoa; Chordata; Actinopteri; Clupeiformes; Clupeidae
Gene: sh3tc2
Product: SH3 domain and tetratricopeptide repeats 2
Exons: 20
Coding region: 345-4283 (1312 amino acids)
Biological process (GO): regulation of ERBB signaling pathway; regulation of intracellular protein transport
Molecular function (GO): protein binding
Source: RefSeq, a predicted model, not a curated record